Messenger RNA from Mizuhopecten yessoensis (Yesso scallop), 1698 nucleotides. RefSeq names its product sarcoplasmic reticulum histidine-rich calcium-binding protein-like. The transcript has 6 exons. Lineage: Eukaryota; Metazoa; Mollusca; Bivalvia; Pectinida; Pectinidae. The record is from RefSeq and is a predicted model, not a curated record. Gene Ontology annotation, biological process: superoxide metabolic process. Bases 97 to 1611 code for a protein of 504 amino acids. Gene Ontology annotation, molecular function: metal ion binding.
GUGAGAUAAUCAUCGCUAUAAAAGUCUGUUGGGCUGUCAUCAUUGCUAUUCAGCUGUUGUUUCAGCAACAGUGACUAGAACCCAUAGGCUGCAGACAUGAAGCUCUUGUGGACCGUAGCUCUGGUGGGGUUGCUGUUGGUCAACCAAAAUGAAGGCAGCCGGCAGCCAAAAAGACUACGAAGAAGUAUAGCUAUAGUUGACGAGAUUGCAGAACUAAAAACAAAAGUAGAUAAGUUAUCUGAACAAGUUCACAAGCUUGAGGAGCAGAGCCAUGGGGUUCAUAUUCAUAUAGGAAACGACUACCACGAAAAGAGUGGCGACCAUCAUAACGGAGAUGACCACCACAGCGACACCGGGGAUCACAGCGGUGACCAUAGCGACACCGGGGAUCACAGCGGUGACCACAGAGACACCGGGGAUCACAGCGGUGACCACAGCGACACCGGAGAUCACAGCGGUGACCACAGUGACACCGGGGAUCAUUCAUCAGACACACAUGGUACCACCGGGGAUCACAGCGGAGACCAAACAGGUUAUCACAGCGGGGAUCAAACUGGGGAUCACAGCGGAGACCAUAGCGGGGAUCACAGCGGAGACCAUAGCGGGGAUCACAGCGGGGAUCACUCCGGGGACCAUAAUGAUCACCAUAAUGAAGAUGACCAUGACAGCCAUUACCCUCAUGCCCAGCACGUUUACCUCAACAUGAAACUUUCUAGCGGAUGUGGUCAUAAUACAAAGGCAGACGUACACGUAGAGCACGCUCUCCACGCCCAUUGCGAGGUGAUGCCAAACACACAGACUCCAGGUCUAUCCUACAAAAUAAGAGGCCAUAUUGAAUUAACACAGGAGCAAAAUUCUAUGGAAAUUAGGAUUUCGUAUAGGAUAAGAGCUUACCUUCCGAAUGAAGUUACUCCAUCUAUAGUUUCUCGUGUCUUUGACAGCCACGUUGGAGAUCUCGGAAAUAUUGCUGGCGAUGAGCAUACCCAUUAUACUCACACCAAAAAGAUACAUGCCGAUCUACAUGAACUCAUCGGCCGUUCUAUUGCCAUUAACGCCGAUGCCGAUGACAGAACGGGCAGUCAUGGAGGUCCAGUAGCGUGCUGUGUCAUAGGGCGUAGCCAAGACGACCACCAGUCUAAUCAUGAUGAUGACCACGACACCGAUCACAGUGAAGACCAUCAUGGAGAUCAGGACAAUCACGGCGACCAUCAUGACGAUGACGAUCACCAUCACAAUAACGACCACCAUCACCACCAUGACCACCAUCAUGACGAUCAAAAGGACCACCAUGACAAACAUGGCGACCAUCAUGAAAAUCCAGACCACCAUGACAAACAUGGCGACCAUGAUGGUGAUGACCAACAUGACGGUGACCAUCAAGGCGACGAUCAUCAAAACGAUGACCAUCAACACGAGGAUCAUCAAGGCGGCGAUCAACAUGAUCAAGACCAGACUGACCACAACACUGAUGACACACAUCAAGACGUUGACCAUCAACACGAGGAUCAUCAAGGCGGUGAUCAACAUGAUCAAGUCCAGGCUGACCACAACACUGAUGACACACAAGACAAUACGGAUCACCAACCAGACGAUACAGUCUAUCAGGGAUAAACUUGAUCCCAUAAUGACUUUAAAUAAACGAGAUCUUUCUCUGAAUACUUUACUUAUACAGAUGUAUUCAUAGUUAAAAGUGUUGAA